Messenger RNA from Anguilla rostrata (American eel), 3621 nucleotides. RefSeq names its product UDP-glucuronosyltransferase 2A1-like. Gene Ontology annotation, molecular function: glucuronosyltransferase activity. The transcript has 8 exons. The record is from RefSeq and is a predicted model, not a curated record. Bases 171 to 2498 code for a protein of 775 amino acids. NCBI's taxonomy places the organism in Eukaryota, Metazoa, Chordata, Actinopteri, Anguilliformes, Anguillidae.
GCGGGGCAGAGGAGGGGCCUGGAACAAUGAAGAGCAUUUCCUGCCUGCUGGGACCUGCAGCAUUUGCUGAUCUUUCUCCCUCCUGAGACGCUAAGAACAGUUAUUUAGUCGUAAAACUUGAUGUGUUUCAUGUUAUACAAGGGUGCAAAGAAUUCCACUUGCUUCCAGCCAUGUUCUGCAUUGGACAGUCUGUGUCGGUGCUGGUGCUGGUGUUGUGCCUAGCACAGCACACAUACAGUGGGAAGGUCCUGCUGUGGCCAGGGGAAUACAGCCACUGGCUGAACAUGAAGAACAUUAUGACUGCGCUGUUGGAGAAGGGGCACCAGAUAACUGUGCUCAUUAACUCUGGUACUCCUACCAUCAAGGCCAACCAGUCGUCCAACUGCAGCUUUGAGAUCAUCCCAGUGUCCUUCACGCCACAGGACACGAAUGACCUAGUGGACGAGAUGCUCCUGUACAGCUUGUACGAGCACGAUUCCUACAUCCAGGCCUUCCUGAAGAUCAAGGCAAUCUUUGAGAAGACCAUUGAGAAAAACAAGGAAUUAUGUCUGGCCUUGUUCAAAAACAAAGAGCUGCUGGAGAAGUUGAGGCGGGCCCAAUAUGACGUUGUGGUGGCUGACCCCAUGUUCUUUGGCAGCGAGCUCCUUGCUGAGACCCUGGACCUACCCUUCGUUAUUUCUUUCAGGGCCUCCUUCGGUAACACCGUAGAGAGGCUCUGUGGACAACUGCCUGCACCACCCUCUUAUGUUCCAGGUACUGGUAUGCAUUAUACUGAUGAAAUGGACUUCUCCCAGAGACUGAAAAAUUCCCUAUAUUAUUUUUCUCAGGAUAUGCUAUUUCAUAUUCUUGGAACAAUGACGUUGGACACAUUAUUCACUGAGAUGACAGAAUUCCACUUGCUUCCAGCCAUGUUCUGCAUUGGACACUCUGUGUCGGUGCUGGUGCUGGUGUUGUGCCUAGCGCAGCACACAUACAGUGGGAAGGUCCUGCUGUGGCCAGGGGAAUACAGCCACUGGCUGAACAUGAAGAACAUUAUGACUGCGCUGUUGGAGAAGGGGCACCAGAUAACUGUGCUCAUUAACUCUGGUACUCCUACCAUCAAGGCCAACCAGUCGUCCAACUGCAGCUUUGAGAUCAUCCCAGUGUCCUUCACGCCACAGGACACGAAUGACCUAGUGGACGAGAUGCUCCUGUACAGCUUGUACGAGCACGAUUCCUACAUCCAGGCCUUCCUGAAGUUCAAGGCAAUCUUUGAGAAGACCAUUGAGAAAAACAAGGAAAUAUGUCUGGCCUUGUUCAAAAACAAAGAGCUGCUGGAGAAGUUGAGGCGGGCCCAAUAUGACGUUGUGGUGGCUGACCCCAUGUUCUUUGGCAGCGAGCUCCUUGCUGAGACCCUGGACCUACCCUUCGUUAUUUCUUUCAGGGCCUCCUUCGGUAACACCGUAGAGAGGCUCUGUGGACAAUUGCCUGCACCACCCUCUUAUGUUCCAGGUAUUGGUAUACAUUAUACUGAUGAAAUGGACUUCUCCCAGAGACUGAAAAAUUCCCUAUAUUAUUUUUCUCAGGAUAUGCUAUUUCAUAUUUUUGGAACAAUGAUGUUGGACACAUUAUUCACUGAGAUGACAGGCAAGCCCACGUCGUUCUGUGAGGUCAUAGGGAAGGCUGACAUUUGGUUGAUCCGUACCUACUGGGACUUCGAAUAUCCCCGACCUUUUCUUCCAAACUUCAAAUUUGUUGGUGGCCUUCACUGUAAGCCUGCUAAGCCUCUGCCUGAAGACAUGGAGGAAUUUGUGCAGACCUCCGGAGAAGAUGGGGUUGUGGUGUUUUCUUUGGGUUCAAUGGUAAAGAAUCUCACCAAAGAAAGAAGAAACACAAUUGCUUCUGCUCUGGGACAGGUGCCACAAAAGGUUCUCUGGAGAUACAGUGGGGAGAAGCCAGACACUUUGGCUCCCAACACUAGAGUUUAUGACUGGAUUCCUCAGAAUGAUCUGUUAGGCCAUCCAAAGACAAAAGUCUUCAUUACCCAUGGAGGGACCAAUGGUAUAUAUGAAGGCAUCUACCAUGGUGUCCCUAUGGUGGGCAUCCCCUUGUUUGGUGACCAGUCGGGCAACAUGCUCCACAUGAAGACAAAGGGGGCUGCAGUCAUCCUGGACUUCAACCACUUUCAGGCACAAGACCUUGUGGAUGCUGUCAACACUGUAGUAAAAGACCCAUCGUACAAAGAAAGUGCAAUGAGGCUUUCGAGGAUCCACCACGACCAGCCGAUGAAACCGCUGGACCGCGCUGUGUUCUGGAUCGAGUUUGUGAUGCGGAACAAAGGAGCGAAACACCUGAGAGUGCAGUCCCAUAACCUGUCCUGGUAUCAGUACCACUGUCUGGAUGUCCUCGCCGCACUGCUCGCCACGGUGGUGCUGGUCACCUUAAUCAUCUUCAAAUCGUGCUGCUUCUGCGUCCGCAAGUGUUGCCUGAGAUCAAAAGCCAAAAGUAAAAAGGAGUGAUUGUUGUGGUGUGUUCACUGUCGCCUUUCCACUGGCAGCUUACGUACAUUGGCCUGACCUGCAGAGCACCAUACCGGCUCAGGAACUGUGCUUGCAACUCAAAGGCUGUUGUUUUGAUUCCCAGCUGGGUUGCUACUGUUGUACCAUUGAGAAAGCAUUUAAAAUGGUCUCAGUGAACAUCCAGCUGUAUAGGGGCAUUACGUGUAACAUUUCACUUAUUGUAAAGCGUCUUUGAGUUCAUGAAAAGCACUAUAUAAAAUAAAUUUAUUAUUAUUAUUAUUAUUAUGUAAAAAAAAUAAAAAAUAAAAAAACACACAAAAAACAAAUGUGUAGAUAAGAAUGCCUCCUCAAUAAUUUCUACUAUGAAAUUUUAAGUGGAGUUGAUCUCUGGAACCAAAGGGUUUGCAGAUUUAUUCAGGGUACAUUUAAAAAUAUUUUGUAGCCGUCACUAUCUAUAUUAAUAAAUGGCUAAGCAGAAGGUCACCCUGUGCUGUCUUCUGGUCCACUGUGAAAGGAUGCAAAUAUAGUUUACAAAAUCCAUAACAAACGACUUAAUUACAUUUAUUAUUCUGUGUGAUUGUCAUUUCAUUGUUAGAAUGGCCAACACUGUUUUCAAUCCUCAAAUAAAUUAGAAUUAAAUUAACUUGGUGCCAUAUAUGCUUAAAUAAGCUGUGCCAUGUUUAACUUUGUGUUUCCAACAAAUCAGAAAAAAUGAGUAGCAUGGGACAAGCCACUCAAAUAUCUUAAAUUUUUUUUGUUUUAUAGAAAUAAUUCCAUGAAAAUGAAUGAAGUAAUUUUGAUUUCAGCUGCCUUAGAUGAUCAAUAUCAAUAUCUUACAUUUAUAAUAAAUAAAAUGAGUUAAAGAAUAUGGUUGAUUAAUGUUAGUUCAUAAUUUUGUGUAUGGAGAAUGAUGUUAUGCCAAGUUCAGUUGUAGGGCAUUCUUGAAAACGUGUUUACCUUAUGGGUUUGUUGAUCUGGGUUUCCUGGCGAUAUUAUGUAGUAUUAAAGUGAUUAUUAGUACUGUGUUCAUGGAAUUAAUGUUAGCCAAUCUAUGGGUCAAUGACACAACAUGUACGUUUUGUAUCGGAAAUCAAUAUUUUAUUAAAUGAACAAUGAAACCUGA